GCCGGAGUUCUCUCAAACUGUCCCGGGACUGCGAGCAGAGAAGAGAACCGACUUAACUAUCUACUCUUGGGAUUUUGUUUCCCAGGGAUGGCCGCAUCUAUUCUGGAGGAGGAAGCUCGCUAUGGUUCCAGUCCUCUUGCUAUGCUAACCGCUACCUGCAACAAGUUUGGCAGCACCAGCCCGGUGAGGGACUCAGCCACCCCGGGCAAGGCGGGCCCCGGCAGCACCGCUACAGUCAAGAAGCAGUACACCAUGAGCUCAGAGCUCCAGGGACAGAGAAACAGCAGAGGAGGAGGAGGGGGCAUGGAGAACUCCUACACUGGUUCCUUCAGCUCAGCGGGUGGGUUACUCACACCCACUGGCAGCCCUCCUCCAUCCUCUGGGGGGUAUACGUCCGAGUACAACCCCUUCUCCCACUCCUUCCAGACCUCCAUGUCCCAGGGCCAGGACCAGUCCCUGCUGGUGUCCAAGGCCCACGCCACGGCUGACUGCCUGACCAGCGUCUACACCUCCCUGGACAUGACUCACCCCUACGGCUCCUGGUACAAGGCAGGCAUCCACCCCGGCAUCACCGCCGCCCCCUCCAACACCACAUCCUCCUGGUGGGACGUCCACCCAAAUACCAACUGGCUGAGUGCUGCCCAGCCCCAGUCCGACGGCCUCCAGGGCUCCCUCCAACCCGUCCCUCCCCAAGCCUCCCUCAGCCCCCAGCUGCCCAGCUACACCUCUGACUUCACCUCUCUGAACCCAGCUCAGUACCCCUCGGUGGGCCUGGGGUCCACAUCACACCUCCUCCAGUCCUCCCAGCACAUGCUGCCUCAGGACAUGUACAAGCCCAAGCCGGUGUCUGGCGGGGGGCUGAUGGAGAAUCAGAUGGGCCUGAAGCCUGCUGGUGGAUCACGGGGUUACGGUGGGGGAACCACCACUGGCCGGUCAAACUGUGACUGUCCCAACUGCCAGGAGCUGGAACGGCUUGGAGCCUCGGCUGCAUCCCUGAGGAAGAAGCCUGUUCAUAGCUGCCACAUCCCGGGCUGUGGGAAGGUCUAUGGUAAAGCCUCGCAUCUCAAGGCCCACCUCCGCUGGCACACUGGGGAGAGACCUUUCGUCUGCAACUGGCUGUUCUGCGGGAAACGUUUCACACGUUCCGACGAGCUGGAGAGGCACGUCCGCACGCACACCCGGGAGAAGAAGUUCACCUGCCUGCUGUGUAACAAGAGAUUCACUCGCAGCGACCACCUCAGCAAGCACCAGAAGACCCACGCAGAGUCUGCCCUGCAGCAGGCCAAGACCGGGGAGGGAGAGGCCCAGGACCCCAGGAACAACGAGGAGACGGCAGACCCCAAUAACCUCAACACGGCCGUGCAGAAUAACAACGUCCCUAGUGAGACGACUACCAACGGAGAGGAGAAGACUGGCUCAGCCAACGGGGUAGAGAACAGCAGUGGACUGCUGGAGAUUUAACUUCAGCGAAUGUGUUGUGGUCUUAUAGAGAUGUUUUGUUCAGUUAGUGUGGCACCGUUGUGGUGCAAAGUUUACUAUAUAUCUAAAAACAACCAGCAUUAUUUAGUAUUUGUACAUGCUGCCCACGCGUUUGACAUUAAUUGUCAAAGGAUGCAUUUGACAUAGUUUGUAAUGACUUUCAAGAUAACUGGCCAGGCUGGUCGGGAAGUACCCAUUCUGUGGACUUCACACACACACACACACACACACACACACACACACACACACACACACACACA
Messenger RNA from Oncorhynchus nerka (sockeye salmon), 1739 nucleotides. RefSeq names its product Sp7 transcription factor (gene sp7). Lineage: Eukaryota; Metazoa; Chordata; Actinopteri; Salmoniformes; Salmonidae. The record is from RefSeq and is a predicted model, not a curated record. The transcript has 2 exons. Gene Ontology annotation, molecular function: DNA-binding transcription factor activity, RNA polymerase II-specific; RNA polymerase II cis-regulatory region sequence-specific DNA binding. The coding region runs from base 88 to 1461 and encodes 457 amino acids. Gene Ontology annotation, biological process: regulation of transcription by RNA polymerase II.